ACUGUGGGGAGAAAAAACUCCCUUAGAUGGUAAAGGAAGAAACCUUGAGAGGAACCAGACUCAAAGGGGAACCUCAUCCUCAUAUGGGUGACACUGGAGGGUGUGAUUAUAAAUAUACAGUCUGAUAAAUGUUGUUAACACAUACAGUAGUGUCAUCUCAGUAUGUGUUGUCUCUGAACACAAUCAGGACAUUUGUAUUUAAUCAGUUUGUUUUAAGAGUUUGUGAAAAAACUAUUUUACUUAUCCCUCCGAAUCACCAAAGGAGCCGGCUCAAAGAGUCAACUCAUCACAAAACGACACAUGAUUCUUAAUAUAUAUUUAUUUAGAAAGUAAAAAUAGGUCUCUCUCUAUGUCUCGACUCCAUUUUAGGAAGUGUUCAGACAAGUUAAACAUCUUUAAUGCGGCAGAAACGGUGAUAUUAAUGUCUCAGAACAAGGACUUUACUAACGGAGUGUGAUCCAUUCCAUCAGAAGAGAUCAGACUCUUCAGGACUCAGCUGUGUGUUUGUGUAAACUUUACUAAUAUUUAAAGAUGGAGACUCCUGAUCUGGACACAGAUAAUGUUUCUACACCAUCAAACAACUGUAAACUCCAGGGAAAGAGAUCAGAAUCACCAACACACAGCUGUAUCUCCAUGAAGAGUGAACAGUCUAUGGAUCCUCCUCCUGGGUUUAAAGAUAGAGACACAUCACUUCUACACAGUGAUCUACAGAAGACAGGAAACAGAACAGAAACGAAGAUCACAGAAACAGAAGAAACUGCUGCUGUAAAUGAAUUCCAGAAAAAGUUCAAAUUAAAUUUGAUGAAGAAGUUUCAGUGUUUGAUUGGAGUGAUGAUAAACCUGGGAACCCAAACACUCCUGAAUGAGAUCUACACAGAGCUCUACAUCACAGAGGGAGACAGUGGAGAAGUCAAUAAUGAACAUGAGGUGAGACAGAUCGAGGCAGCAUCCAGGAGAAGAAGAACAGAGGAAACACCAAUCAAAUGCAAUGACAUCUUUAAGCCUUUAUCUGAACAAGACAAACCCAUCAGAACUGUACUGACAAAGGGUGUCGCUGGCAUCGGGAAAACAGUCUCUGUGCAGAAGUUCAUUCUGGACUGGACUGAAGGGAAAGCAAAUCAGGACGUCCACCUCAUAUUUCCACUUCCUUUCAGAGAGCUAAACUUGAUGAAGGACCAGAAACUGAGUCUGAUGGAGCUCCUUCAUGUCAUUUUUAAGGAAACAAAAGAAACAGAAAUGUCCAGUUUGGAAAAGGUUCUGUUCAUUUUUGACGGAUUGGACGAGUGUCGUUUUCCUCUAGAUUUCCAGAACACAGUGAGAGUGUGUGAUGUAACUGAAUCAGCAUCAGUGCCUGUGCUGCUGAUAAACCUGAUCAAAGGGAAUCUGCUUCCCUCUGCUCUCAUCUGGAUCACCUCCAGACCUGCAGCAGCUGAUCAAAUCCCCUCUGAGUGUGUGGAUCGAGUCACAGAGGUACGAGGGUUCAAUGACCCACAGAAGGAGGAGUACUUCAGGAAGAGGAUCAGUGAUCAGAGCCUGGCCAAUAAUAUCAUCACACACCUGAAGUCAUUAAGAAGCCUCUACAUCAUGUGCCACAUCCCAGUCUUCUGCUGGAUUUCAGCCACUGUUCUAGAAAGAAUGUUGGGUGAAGCAGAGAGUGGAGAGAUCCCCAAGACUCUGACUCAAAUGUACACACACUUCCUCAUUAUUCAGACAAACAUCAUAAGAGAAAAAUACCCAAAGAAGCAGGAGAGUGAUGAAGAAAUGCUUCUUAAACUGGGACAACUGGCUUUUCAGCAGCUGAAGAAAGGGAACCUGAUCUUCUAUGAUGGAGACCUGAGAAAGUGUGGUAUUGAUGCGAGAGAAGCAGCAGUGUACUCAGGUGUGUGUACUCAGAUCUUCAGAGAGGAGUUUGGGCUUCACCAGAGUAAAGUGUACUGCUUUGUUCAUCUGAGCAUUCAGGAGCAUCUCGCAGCUCUGUAUGUGUACCUGACCUUCAUGAAGAGGAGGAGAAAUGUUCUUGUACAAUACAAUUUCAAAUGGAUGAAAAAAAAUACAAUCUCAGAUGUACACAAGAGUGCUAUAGAUCAGACUUUAGAAAGUCAGACUGGACAUCUGGAUCUUUUCCUUCGCUUUCUUCUGGGUCUUUCACUGGAGUCCAAUCAGAAACUCUUACGUGUUUUAGUAAGACAGACAGGAAGUAGCUCACAGAGCAUAAAGGAAACAGUUCAGUACAUUAAGGAGAUGAUCAGUAAAAAUCUUCCUACAGAGAAAUCCAUCAAUCUGUUCCACUGUCUGAAUGAACUGGGUGAUAAUUCUCUAGUGGGGAAAAUCCAACACUACCUGAAAUCUGGAAAACAAAGUAAACUCUCUUCUUCACAGCUGUCUGCUCUGGUGUUUGUGUUACUGACAUCAGCACAGGAGCUGGAUGAGUUUGACCUGAGUAAAUAUACCAGUACAUAUAAGAUAACAGAAGAUGUUGUUCUGAAGAUGAUGCCUGUGAUUAUCGCAUCCAGUAAAGCAAUUAUCAGCUGUGAUUCACUUGGAGUAAAAAGUUGGUCAUCUCUGGUCUCAGCACUCAGAUCAGACACCUCUGAUCUGAGAGAACUUCAUCUGACUGUGAAAACACUGGAUCUGUCUAGAAAUAAACUAGGAGACUCAGGAGUGAAGAUUCUCUCUGCUGUACUGGAGAAUCCUCACUGUAAACUGGAGACACUGAAGUUGUGGGAUUGUGUUGUCUCAGAUGAAGGCUGUGCUGCUCUGACUUCAGCUCUGAGAUCAAACCCCUCGCACCUGAGAGAACUGGAUCUGUCCAGUAAUAAUCUAGGAGACUCAGGAGUGAAGAGUCUCUCUGCUGUACUGGAGAAUCCUCACUGUAAACUGGAGACAAUGAGGUUGUGGUAUUGUGGUGUCUCACAUGAAGGCUGUGCUGCUCUGACUUCAGCUCUGAGAUCAAACCCCUCACACCUGAGAUACCUGGAUCUGUCCUAUAAUAAUCUAGGAGACUCAGGACUGAAGAUUCUCUCUGCUGUACUGGAGAAUCCUCACUGUAAACUGGAGACACUGAGGUUGUGUGUGUGUGCUGUCUCAGAUGAAGGCUGUGCUGCUCUGACUUCAGCUCUGAGAUCAAACCCCUCACACCUGAGAGAACUGAAUCUGUCUGAUAAUAAUCUAGGAGACUCAGGAAAGAAGCUGCUCUCUGACCUUAAGGAUGAUAAACAUUACAAACUACAGAUACUGAGGGUCUAAUGAAUAUCUGUGUGUGAUGAAGACUCCAGUGUUCCUGCAUUACCAUGAUGGAGAAUAGAGAACAUGUUUAUUAACACAUCACUCAUUUAGUUCUAACACAUUAAACAGACUCAGAGACGUGAGACAUGUGUGUUCAUCAUGUACAGUGAAUCAGACUAAACACAAUUCUACACUGAGUUUAUAAUGACCUCUGAUCCCUGGAUAAAAUUCCCUGGACUUCAAUCCCAUAAAAACCUGAGGGAUUAUUUGGAACAACAGGUAAAAAUCCACAUGAACUUGAGCUGAACCCAGUCACUGGAAGAGAAAUAAAAUGGACAGGAACAGUUUCAGGACAUUGGUGGAUUUCUCACCUGAUAAGAUUGGAGUUUAUCUGAGGAGUUUAUCUGAUGAAGCCCAUAGGAGACUCACU
Molecule: messenger RNA, 3655 nt
Organism: Tachysurus vachellii
Lineage: Eukaryota; Metazoa; Chordata; Actinopteri; Siluriformes; Bagridae
Product: NLR family CARD domain-containing protein 3-like
Exons: 10
Coding region: 532-3246 (904 amino acids)
Molecular function (GO): protein binding
Source: RefSeq, a predicted model, not a curated record